Molecule: messenger RNA, 2593 nt
Organism: Notodromas monacha
Lineage: Eukaryota; Metazoa; Arthropoda; Ostracoda; Podocopida; Cyprididae
Source: the annotation of a GenBank genome assembly
AUGACGGACGAUCGGAUGUACGACUUGCUGAUGCGUCAAUUCGAUCCUAUGAACAUGGUUUUCUUGAAAACCGACGCUGCUGUUGAAAUGAACAAGCAGGAGAAAAGGAUGUACGAGGAAGAGGCCGAAGCUUUGAAGGCGAAAAUCGAAGCCGCGGAAGCGGAUAUUUUAGUUGCACGAGAAGAAUUGGAAGAAGCGAAGAAGCAGCGAGAAAGGAAAUCGGAAUACGACGCAUUGGCCAGAAUUAUUUUCACUCUUCCCGAUCGCGAAGUCACUCGGAAGGAGCUGCAAACUUCAGAAGCCAGUGUGCAACGACUCAAGAAAGUGAAAGCGGAAUAUCAACUGAUGCUGUCUGAGAGGGAAGUUCUCAGCCGUGAUCUCAUGUUUGCGGCCUGCCAACUCAAACGUUGCUUGAAAGACAAACCAAACACAGUCCAGUUAUCCCAUGUGGACCCGGACGUGGAAAUACUGGGGGGUGGAAUGAGUGAGUCGGAGGGGUUAGAAACCCCGUCGGUGAAACCCCUGGGGGACUGGCCUGUGCCGAUUUUGGUCGUGGAACCCAGGGGAAAGCCGGGCACUGUCAAAAGAUGGACGGAUAUGAACGUGCAAGAAGUGGAGAAGAGGAAUCUCGUUGCGCUCUCCAAACUGGUUGUUCGCGACGUGAUAGAAUCUUCCAUGGUUCAGGGUCGGAUGUUGGACUCUGAUCAUGUUCCUUUGCAACAAUUUUUGGUCAUUUUGGAGCACUCUCUGAAGCACGGUUUGAAAAUGAAGCGGGGUUUGUUGGCUCAGCAAAAAAGAGACGUGUGGGAACUGCUUCAGGAAGUGGAAAAGUUGGUUCCGGCUGCCAAGGAAAUUACUUUGAGCGUUCGUGAGCUUCCUAGUGUCAGAACUUCGGAAGGAAGGACCAGAGCGUGGUUGAGAUUGGCACUGAUGCAGAAACGGUUGCCGGAUUACUUCAAGGCCCUGACAGACCACAGAGACGAUUUAUUGGUGCAUUUCUAUGAUCCAAUUGCCCUCAUGAUGAGUGACGAUGCCAUUGUUUUGAGUGGACUCCUUCUCGGACUCAAUGUGAUUGACAGCAAUCUUUGUAUAAAAUUCUGGAAACUCUGUGAACCCGGAAAGUAUGGCGGCUGUUUUGGACCAAAAGAGUUACUUGGAAGAGCUCAAUCGGCAUUUAUCGUCUCAAGUGGCGAAUCUGCACGGACGAAUGGAGUCUCUGACUUCCACAAACACGUUGCUCAGGCAAGACUUGGACGCCACGAAGGUUCACAACAAGCAGCUUUCGGAAGAAGUCCGGGCCCUUGGCAACAUGUGGCGCUCAAGAAUGAAAUGGACACCGCCAUGAAACUGUUGGAGAAAGACGUUAUUGAGAAACAGGACACGAUCGUUUCAUUGAGAAGACAGUUGGAAGACAUCAAAGCCAUCAAUUUGGAUAUGUACAAAAAGCUUCAAGCUGCGGAAAAUUCCGUCAAGCACAAGGUUCAAAUGAUUUCUCGACUGGAGGCGAAGGCUGCUGACAUGGCUGAGACCAUCAAAACAUUUGAAGCCAAGUCAAGUGACAAGCAGGCUGGCGAGGAGACCAUUCGGAAGCUCGGCCAAAGCGUGGCGGACAAAGACGCGACCGUGACGACGCUGGAAAGCGAUUUGCGCGUCGAGAAGGAAUGGCGCCUGUCCCUGCAGGACACGUUGGUCAAGGACCGCGAGCGAAUGGCGGAGUUGUCGGCGGAAAUCUCGCGGCUGACGAGAGUCAGUCAGGAGCACGACACGCUCAAAGUGGCGUUCAAGUCCCUGGAACGGACCUGCGACGAUUACGAGAGAAGCAUGGAGGAGCUCGGCGUGCAUUUGUACGAGUCCAAGUUGAAGGUGGACGAUUUGAAGGAGGCUAGCGGGGCCGUGCUGCGGAAUGCUCAGUGGGCCGACGAUGCCGAGGUGACCAAGUGCUUUGGCUGUGAAAAGGACUUCAGCAUCAGCAGGAGAAAGCAUCAUUGUCGGGCGUGUGGGAUGAUUUUCUGCCACGGAUGUUCCGACAACACCAUGCCUUUGCAAUGCUCCAAGAAGCCGGUGAGAGUCUGCGACGGAUGCUACACACACUUGUUGGAGAGGUAUUCUGUGGGUGCUGACAGCUGUGCCUGAAUUUCAAACUCUGAAUGCUGAUGAUUCCCCCGUUUUUUCUUGAGUAUCUUUGCCAUGCAGAGUUUUUAUUUUCCUCGCUCAUAUACAUGCUGAUGUACUAGACUUCCCCCAUGACAUCAAACGCGAACAUGUGAGAUCUGAAUCCGAGUCUUUUUUCUCCUGGGUGAUGAUGUUGAUGAUUAUGAUUCCCCGUGUGUGCUGGGGGUUCAAGAUAAGGGGGGCGGACAUCUUGACAUUUUUAGGUUUUCUUUUUUUUUUGCGUUACCACACAGAGCAGCGUGACGAUAUUGACACAUUUAAUUUCUGCUUCUUCUAAUGAGCGGAGGGAUCAUUUUAGUCCGUUUCUUUCAUUGUUGCUGAUGGAAGGAGAGUCGACGCGAUAGUUUUUUUUUUUUUUAUACAGUAUCUGAAAAAAUCUCAGCAAGAGCUUGACUGGAAUAAUAAACCUAAUUUUCUGGGA